Messenger RNA from Diplodia corticola, 1320 nucleotides. RefSeq names its product basic proline-rich protein. The transcript is spliced from 2 exons. The record is from RefSeq and is a predicted model, not a curated record. Bases 1 to 1320 code for a protein of 439 amino acids. Gene Ontology annotation, molecular function: actin binding. NCBI's taxonomy places the organism in Eukaryota, Fungi, Ascomycota, Dothideomycetes, Botryosphaeriales, Botryosphaeriaceae.
AUGCCCGCGCCGCCUCCACCACCUCCCCCUCCGCCGCCGCCUGGCGCUGCUGGCGGUCCCCCUCCCCCUCCGCCGCCUCCACCCGGUGGAUUGCCUUCGAAGCCCCCAGGCGGUGGUAAAAACAGGGCAAGUUCCUUUGGAGCGCUGCUUAGCGAUAUCCAGUCAGGCGCGAGGCUUAAGAAAGUCACCCAGAUCAACGACCGCUCCGCGCCGUCAGUUGGAAAAGUCCUCGAUGGACCCUCCGGUCCUCCAAUGGGCGCGCCGCCCGUCCCUGGCAUGGCACCGAAACCCCCCGGCGGACUUGCACCGCCCGUUCCUGGCGGCAACCGGGCAAGGAGCAACAGUGAGAAUGCGGACAGUUCAGGAGCGGCGACCGGCGCUGUCCCGCAGCUAGGAGGGCUCUUUGCUGGAGGCAUGCCCAAGCUUCGGAAGACUGGGAGAGGCGGGGUGGACACAGGAGCAGACAAGAGCGAUUCGCCAUACCUGUCAGAUCCGGAGACGACACGUUCGCGGGCAGCGCCAAAGCCACCCACUGCUUCAGCUCCCCGGCCUCCCGGAGGUGCUCCGCCUCUUCCGCCUGGCGUAGCAGCGCUCAAGAACACUCUGCGGCCUUCAUCGUCGCACGGCGCACUUGGCGGAAAACCAAAGCCACCGCCUCCAGUAGGCAAGAAGCCACCUGUGCCUCCACCGUCAUCACGGAAACCUUCAACUCCUGCACCGCCGCCUCCUUCCUCCUCCGCUCCUGCGCCUCCGUCUGCGCCGCCUCCACCUCCAUCGGCCGCCCCACGACCGCCUUCCCGAGCUACACCACCGCCUCCGCCCGGCCCGCCCCCACCACCAACCAAUGGCCACGCACCAUCCUUGGCUGAGCAAGCCGCCCGCAAUGCUUUCGGUCGCGGAUCUCCCGCCGCUCCUCCGCCGCCGCCACCCGCAUCACCACCAAGGGCGCCAUCUAUCGCUGCUCCCCCACCGCCACCGUCCGCCGCUCCAGUCCCUCCAUCCGCUCCAUCCGCCCCACCGCCGCCGCCCGGCACACAUCCAAUCAAAGCACCAACCAUGGCCAUGCCUCCACCACCUCCUUCGUCAGCACCGCCGCCGCGAGCUGCAACAAUGGAUCCCAGCGCAUUCACGCUGUCAAACGGUGGCUCUAUGAAGAGCACAGCAUCAGUCAACACAAACAUGCUUCGCAUCAACGACGGCCGCUGGAAGUUCCAAGAUGACUCACAACUGCCCAAGCCGCGUGAAUUCAGCGCCGGACCGAAGAAGUACAGAGCCGGCCGCGGUAGCAGUGUGCCGCUUGACCUCAGUGCAUUCGAAUAA